GGAACGUAAUAAUCAAUAUCAGCGAAUGAAGACAGUGGAAAUCGAAAACGUCAUAUGAUCACGGGUGCAAAAUUUAAGGCAGCGAAAAUGGUCUCGGUUGUUUUCCUUCUAUUCUCGCUAUUUACAGCAGCGAAUUGCGAUCAGCUUUCGAUUGUCUACUCGCCAAAAGCGCUUGAUUACCGCGGACACUCCCGAUUGCAUGUGAACUCACUGUCCGAUGUUUUCGGAGCUGCUCUUGGGUAUUCCGUGGCCCAUCCCACAGAAUGGGACGGCCUAAUCGUGAAGGAUCCUUUCAAUAUGGCCAAUGGUGUGGUCGUUGUUGUGGCAGAAGGCAUUCAGUCACUCAAAUUGGAGGAGGCUCAUACGUAUGAGUUGUACGGUGGUUCGGGAUCCGAGGCAAUUGGUGAGCUGGUGCACAAAACAGCUGAGCACGAUAGCAUUAGCUUCGAGAUUGAUUUGAAGGAUUCUUCGAAUAGUUUCAUCACACCAUUGGGGACAGUGCAGCCCGACGAUGACGACGUUAAGUUGCAAUACUUGAAGCCAAAAUCAAGCAAAGCCGAUUCGGACAUCGUGCGUCAAAUAUCAUACAUGAACGGUCUGAGUGAUUUGCUGGUUACGUCCACUGAGCAGAACAUACCAACCGUGCACAUUGUUCGAGUGUCAUUCGAAGCUCUUUUGUCCGUUCACGAUCAUUCAUCCCAGGCUGUAGCGGAAGCUAGAAAGCUGCUUACCAAUGCUUUACUAGAAUUACAAACGGCUGCUGAGAAAGCGUUCGAUGGUGCCGUCGUUGUUGGUUUGAUUACUUCUACCGAGGCACCACUGGCUCGUUCUAAGCGUGAUACUGCUGAAUCCAAACAAACCCCUGAUUACAAUAUUGCUAAAAAAUACGACAGCAAUUAUCCAGUCAUUUUCAACAUUAUGCUGUGGUUCGGUGUUAUUAUGGUAUUCUCGCUGUUGGCUAUUUCAAUUGCUAUCGCUACGAUGGAUCCUGGUAGGGACUCCAUCAUCUACCGUAUGACUUCCACCAGAAUGAAGAAGGAUAACUAAGCCGAGUCAAACUCGCACUUAGCUGCUACACCAUUUGAGAAUAAAUUAUUGUACAGUGUAGCAUAAAUUACUGUCAUCCACAAAAAUAGAAUCAAGUAGCAAAGUAUUAAUUUGAAUUCAAACAGUGAGGUUCCGUUGAGGCAAUGGUUAUUCAGUUUACUCAAUCUUUUGUUUUCUUACGGUCAUGUGUCAUGAAGAUUGAUCAAGGGGUUCUCUUAAAAGACGUAUUCCUGUCCAUCGUAACCCUGCCGAGCAGAAUACAAUAAUACCAUUAUUUUUGAUUAUUUCAUUAAGAUUUGUGUAAGAACAAUUUUAGGCCAGUGAAUCAGAUCCGGUACUGUUUUGCGUUAAGAAAUUGUAUGAAAUUUCUCGGAGACGUGUGUUUUCGUUGUUGUUACUAGUUUGAGUUUUUAUCGAAAACGAUUCAAUAAAGGAAGCCAUUUCAGUCCAGAAGAA
This is a messenger RNA of Toxorhynchites rutilus septentrionalis, 1503 nucleotides long. It is a transcript of the gene ATP6AP2, whose product is annotated as ATPase H(+)-transporting accessory protein 2. Lineage: Eukaryota; Metazoa; Arthropoda; Insecta; Diptera; Culicidae. The record is from RefSeq and is a predicted model, not a curated record. Bases 55 to 1047 code for a protein of 330 amino acids. Gene Ontology annotation, biological process: positive regulation of Wnt signaling pathway. Gene Ontology annotation, cellular component: membrane; external side of plasma membrane. Gene Ontology annotation, molecular function: signaling receptor activity. The transcript has 5 exons.